GCGGAGCCCGGGCUGGAGGCGCCAGUGACCGCGAGCCCGGCUCAGGGGCCGAGCCGGAGCGGUCGGGGAGCAGUGGAGCGGAGCUCUGCGGGACGGGGAGCCGGAGAGUGAGGGGGCCGCGGAGCCGCACGCAGGCCAAAGGGAAAACUGAAGCAAAGGAAAUGAGAGUGGGAGACCCCCUGAGAGGAGAGAAGCCCCACGGCCCGUGCCUUCUCUUGGUACCUCCUGAGGUCUUUCUUCAAAUCUUAACUCCUCCAGAUUUCUGAGUAGACUCAGACUCACACGACUGGGCAAAUUUAAGGGGAACAAUGGAGAAAUGGGCAGGCAGACUAAGAUCUCCUCUUGUGUUGCUCCUGCUCCUUCCUCAACUCAGCCUAGACCAGAAGAUAUCUGCUCGCCCCUCGCGACAAAUACAUCUGGAGGAAAGUAAAAUCCCUGAGGGGGUCUGGGGUUCCUGGGGUCCGUGGGCCCUUUGUUCCCAGCCCUGUGGGCUUGGGAUACAACGCCGGAGCCGAAUCUGCCAGUCCUCUCCAUCUUUACUCCAAACUGGAUUGCCUCUACCACCCAGGCCACCUCGACAUCCGGAGCCUUUGCCUGCUCGGUCCCGGAAUGCCAGACCCCAGAUCCCUAGGGAGACUCUUCCCCUCUACAAACCAGAGCCAAGGGGAAGGAGUGGGCCUCUGGGAGGCCUCCCACCCCAAGCAGGACAAGAGGAGACUCGAGAGAUUUCAGCUUCAAGAAGGUCACGGGUUCGAGAUCCCAUCAAGCCAGGAAUGUUUGGCUAUGGGAGAGUGCCCUUCGCUCUGCCCCUACAUCGGAACCGGAGGAACCCCCACGGGCUACCCAGAACUGAACUCCCCAGCGAUGGGCCUUCUCAGGCUCUAUUUCCAGAGCCCCUCCAAGACUCUAAAACAGAGGAUUUCCAAGCUCUGACUGUCAAUUCAGAACAACCUGUCAACACUCAGCUCCCCCAAACCCAGAUCUCUUCUACAGGACUGCCCUCCCCAGAAGACCUCUACAGCACCCAGAGUCCUGGAACAGAUGCACCCGCUAACACUAAGUCUCUGGAGACACAGACACCCCCAAAGGCAACCAACUCCAAAACAAAGUCCCCCCCCAGUUCAUCCCCCAGAACAGGCGGUUCCUUUAAUCAGGUCCACCCCCAGAGAUCACAUCAUUCCCAACAAGCGGGACCGGAAUGGAGAAGAUCUCCCCAUCCUUCCUCCUCUGCUCCCCGGGGCCAGGGCCGCAGCCAAGGCCAUCAAAGAAGAAGAGAGCAGUGGGCACCCAGAAAUUCCCUUCAACAGGUUGUGGAAACUCCCCCUCACCAUUCAGAGAGCUGGCUGCCCUUACUUAGCUCUAGCCCCAACUCGGGCCCCCUCUGGAGCCUUUUUGCCCCAAGUGCUUCUGCUCUGCACUGUCCUGGAGAGAGCGAGCAGCUGAGAGCCUGCACCCAGAAGCCGUGUCCCCCUGACCAGCCAGAUCCACGGGCUCUGCAGUGUGCCGCCUUUGAUCCUCAGGAAUUUAUGGGCCGACUCUACCAGUGGGAGCCCUUCACGGAGGUCCAGGGUUCUCAACGCUGUGAGCUGAACUGCCGACCUCGUGGCUUCCGAUUCUACGUCCGUCACACGGAGAAAGUCCAGGACGGCACUCCAUGCCAGCCUGGAGCCCCGGACAUCUGUGUAGCUGGACAGUGCCUGAGCCCUGGCUGUGAUGGCAUCCUUGGCUCUGGCAGACGCCCGGAUGGUUGUGGGGUCUGCGGGGGAGACAAUUCCACUUGUCACUUUGUUUCGGGGAACUUCACAGACCGAGGGGGCCUUCUGGGCUAUCAUAAGAUCCUGCUAAUCCCGGCUGGGGCCUCUCAGUUACAAAUUGCUCAGCUUCGACCCAGCUCCAACUACCUUGCACUUCGUGGUCCCGGGGGCAAGUCCAUCAUCAAUGGGAACUGGGCUGUCGACCCCCCUGGGACCUAUACUGCUGGGGGUACGGUCUUCCAGUAUAAUAGGCCCCCUCGGGAGGAAGGGACAGGGGAGAGUCUGACAGCCAAAGGGCCCACAACACAGCCCGUGGAUGUCUACAUGAUCUUUCAAGAGGAGAAUCCUGGUGUCUCCUACCAAUACCUCAUCUCUUCACCUUCUUCAAACCUUGGAGAUCCUACCCAAGAACCUCCUAUUCCCCAACACCAGUCCAGUGAGGGGGUGAAGCCUUGGGGAGAAGAAAGGAAUAGAUGGGGGAGGAGGCAGAGAGGAGAGGUUUCAGGGCAGCCAGUAGAGCGACCAGAUUAUAAUGUGCCUACUCAGUUCCCCCUCGAGGGCCUAAAACUGGAGCCCCCAGCCCCUCCCCGGUUAGCUCGGACCCCAGGAACUCUGCAGCGUCAGGUGCGGAUUCCCCCUCUGCCAGCCCCACCUCACCCCCGGCCUCCCCUGGCGUCCUCGGCGGGAUACUGGAAACGGAUGGGACAUUCAGAGUGCUCGGCAUCCUGUGGAAAAGGUGUCUGGCGCCCAGUUUUCCGCUGUGUGUCCCGUGAUUCUGGAGAGGAAGUGGGUGAAGAAAGCUGUGUCCUGGGUGCCCGGCCCCCCAGCCCCCCAGAGCCAUGCCAUGGCCCUCCAUGCCCCCCUUACUGGGAGGCAGGUGAAUGGACCUCUUGUAGCCGCUCGUGUGGCCCAGGCACCCAGCAUCGCCAGCUCCGAUGUCGGCAGGAGUUUGGGGGGGGCGGCUCCUCGGUGCCCCUGGAGCGCUGCGGUCACCUCCCCCGGCCCAACGUCACCCAGACUUGCCAGCUGAGGCUCUGUGGCCACUGGGAAGUGCGCUCUGCCUGGAGCCAGUGCUCCGUUCGAUGCGGCCGUGGCCAGCGGAGCCGGCAAGUGAGAUGUGUGGGUAACCAUGGGGAUGAAGUGAGUGAGCGGGAAUGCAGUUCUGGGCCUCCGAGACCCCCCAGCAGAGAGGCCUGUAACAUGGGGCCCUGUACCAUCGCCUGGUUCCACAGUGACUGGAGCUCCAAGUGCUCGGCUGAGUGUGGGACAGGAAUCCAGAGGCGCUCUGUGAUCUGCUUGGGCAGCGGAGGCUCCCAAGGGACUGGGGAAGAGGAGGAAGGGCUGGGGGACAAAGGAAGAAGCUGCCCCGCAGGCAGCCGCCCCCCCGAUAUGCGGGCCUGCAGCUUGGGGCCCUGUGAGCCAACCUGGCAGUGGUACACGGGGCCUUGGGGUGAGUGUUCUGCAGAAUGUGGCUCUGGCACACAGCGCAGGGAUGUGAUCUGUGUGACUAAACUGGGAACCGAGUUCAACGUCACUUCUCCUGGCAAUUGCACCCACCUGCCCAGACCCCCGACUCUGCAGCCUUGCCGGGGGGAGGGCUGCCAAGACCGCUGGUUCUCCACCCCCUGGAGCACGUGCUCGCGGACUUGUUUGGGGGGCGUCCAGAUGAGGGAGGUGCAGUGUCUCAGUGCCAACCAGACGCUCAGCUCCCGGUGCCCUCUUAGCCUUCGGCCUUCCAGGAAAAGGCCGUGCAACAACCAGCCCUGCACUCAGCACCCCGAUGACCAUUGCCAGGACAACUCCCCACACUGCCCCCUCGUGGUCCAGGCUCGCCUCUGCGUCUACCCGUACUACACAGCCACCUGCUGCCGGUCCUGCGCGCACGCCCAGGACAGGGCGCCCCCAGAGCCCGCCUGAGGUGGGACUUUCCGCCUCCCCCCGCCCGGCGCCAGCUGCCCCACGGACUGUCCCUCCUGCCCUUGGCCCGCCUCGGGGCCCGCGGAGGAAUACCAGCACCUCUAUAUUUGUGCGGGGCGGGGCCUGGGGGCGGCGGCUGCGCACGUGCGAGGUGGGGUCCCGUACCUGGGGGGACCGCGUGUAUAUAAGCCCUGAUGCCGUCUGCGGCCCCGGGCGCUGCUGGGAUGGGUGACUUCCUGUUAGGACUGGGAUAUACGAGGUGCCUUCCGCCCCCCCCUCGCCCCGAACCUCUUCCAGCCGAGCAAAGCCCCGACAAAGGUCAUUCUGGCCCUGUGACCCCUGGCCCUGGUCCCUAACGCAGAGGGACCCCCCCCCUCCGUCUUCCGUGCCCCGAGUGCCACCUUGGGCCCCUCACCGACUCCGCUCCCAGCCAAGAGCCCUCCCUUCACCCCGCGCCCCUUCCUCCUGGGAACCGGUGCCUUUCAUUGUUCUCUCCAUCACCGCCACCCCUGCCAGCCCAGGAAAGGGACCAGUUUCUCCAGCCUGGAGGGACGCGCCAGAGGGAAGAGUGCGCUGUGUCUCAGGAUGCACUGCCCCCGGGGCCCCCGCGGCCCCCGCCCCCACCCUAGGACGGGUCCCACCCCAGAACUAAUUUAUUUUUUAUUAAAGACGACUGUGAUAAAUAAGAAACAGGCUUCCCGUUGUCCUCGUGG
Molecule: messenger RNA, 4384 nt
Organism: Sarcophilus harrisii (Tasmanian devil)
Lineage: Eukaryota; Metazoa; Chordata; Mammalia; Dasyuromorphia; Dasyuridae
Gene: ADAMTSL4
Product: ADAMTS like 4
Exons: 18
Coding region: 309-3671 (1120 amino acids)
Biological process (GO): extracellular matrix organization
Cellular component (GO): extracellular matrix
Molecular function (GO): metalloendopeptidase activity
Source: RefSeq, a predicted model, not a curated record